AAAUCCCAUCACCACCCCAUUCCUCUUGUUCCUCUGUGUCAGAGUCCUUUUCAUCACAGCCUUGCUUGCGUUCAAUCUCGCGGUCUUGCUCGAACCAGCUUAACUUCAGCUAGCUUGCUUGAGAAGAAGACAUUCUGAGCAUCGUCAUCAAAAGUGAGAUACAAGAUGAUCCCACCAACCCCCACCUCUCCAGGCUUUCCGCUGCCGUCGCCACGUUCACCUCGCUCUACAGCCGUGGAACCUGGCUCAGCGGCGCUGUCUCCUGUAAUGACCAUGUUCUCUCCGCAACAGGCAGAUCAAGUCAUGAGAAGUCCAUUGUGUGAGCAGCGAUGGCUGCCGACGUCUUCCAAUCUAUCAAAUUGUCGGCGAAACAGCCUCACCACGCCAGUCGCAUCUCCAGCACAGCCAUCAUUUAUGCCGAACUCGCCAAAGUACCAUCUCCGCACGCCAGAACGAGCCUACUUUCAGAGCCUCACCUCUGAGCCCGGUGCCGGCCGCCAAAGCAGAAUGGCUAUGCACAGCCCCCUUCUCACUCUACCUCUGCGCGUCAACACAAGUGUAGCCUACCCAGAUCUCAACUCCCAAUCAAUGGCGCCCAUCAGCGAAGAAAAAGCCCAUACUCACAUUGCAUCGACGCCAUUGACAACCAAGAUGAACUGGUCACCCACCUCCCCAUCGCCCUCUCAAAGGCGCAUGAUGAGACCUCACGCCCCAACCCCAAUCCUCACAAGGCGCUCACCCAUCCGCAAGAAGCCGCGCACAAAAUAUCACGUCACCACGCUGUCGCCCGCCACCCUACGCACCCGUGCCCAAUACACAAACAGUCUACAGCACCUCCGCGCACCGCUCGUCCCACUGAUAUCCGUGUCCAAUGGUCUCCCACACCCACAGUUCCCCACGACACUCCUGCAAUACCACCUCCUGACACACGACCAACUCGACAGUCUGGCAAGAUGGUACCACCAGGUCGACCCGCCGCUCGACGAGACAUUUAUGUACCCAGCUUGGAUUCCGGCGUGGACAUCUUUGCACCCAUCGCACGAGUACAGGAAUGUUGUGCUCGACAACGACUCCACUCCAUCAAGUCACAACGUGGAUCUGGAGACUAAGAGACGGCGCUUUGGCCGGUUCAUCGGCCUGCGAGGCUGCGAAAGUCCGACCGCCACAAGCCCUCAAGAGAGGCCGGAUGAGCUCGCCAGACGAAUGGAACGGGAGUGGAGACGGGCGCUGGAAAGGGCACAGGACGAGGAGAAUGCGUGGGAGAAGAGCUGGAGAGGGAGAUGGUAAGCCCUACCUUUUUGCGAACCAUUGUCCCAAAGUACUGUAAGGACCGCAUGUCAGCAGAUCAUUCUGAACAAAAUAAAAAUAUGUAUUCUACAUUCGAGAUCUUCCA
This is a messenger RNA of Exophiala viscosa, 1393 nucleotides long. RefSeq lists its product as uncharacterized. Lineage: Eukaryota; Fungi; Ascomycota; Eurotiomycetes; Chaetothyriales; Herpotrichiellaceae. The record is from RefSeq and is a predicted model, not a curated record. Bases 166 to 1287 code for a protein of 373 amino acids. The transcript has a single exon.